Molecule: messenger RNA, 330 nt
Organism: Candidula unifasciata
Lineage: Eukaryota; Metazoa; Mollusca; Gastropoda; Stylommatophora; Geomitridae
Source: the annotation of a GenBank genome assembly
AUGGCGAAGGUCAUCACUUAUUUUUCCACGAGGGCGAGCGGCCUUGCCAGCGCUGUUGUGCCACGAUUGAACACAACAUGGAGGUAUGCUAGAGCUGAACUUCGACCCCCGACCUUUAGCGAGUUCCCAGAGAUAGGACUGGGCAUCAAGAAACUGAUACACUCAGCUCGCACCCAGGGCUACAGGAAUCUGACCAUCAGGGAGGCCUGGCUAAACACUUUGGUUGGAGCAGAGAUCGCAUUCUGGUUCUUUGCUGGUGAAUGUAUCGGCAAGGGAAGUGUUGUGGGCUACGACAUCCCCGGAGCUGUUAACUGGGAACUCCAAUUCUAG